AACAAAUGUGCCUCUCCAGCGAAGGUAUAAAAGCCGCAAAAAGUGGUUUCAAUACUUCAGUUGUCUUGAAAUAUAAACAGAAGAAUUGAAACUUGUAGAAUGAGAGUUUCGUCGAUAACGCUACCAUUAACAGUGGUUCUCUUAAUAUCGCUGUUUGGAUCUGCAAUACAGAAAGAGACACUCUCAGCUGAUAACGACAUAUGUAGACUUUUCGCAGAUGGCGCUAAAUUGCGCAAGCCAGGAUCUUGUAGUAUUGGAAUUGAAUGCAAGAAUUCGAAAAGUGUGGAUGUACUGGUCUGCAGUGGUACCACUGCAUUCUAUGAUCGCUUAAAGGGAACAUGCGUUAAAUCAACAUCGGACACAUACUGCAAAGCACCAUGCAAGAAGACAUCUCCAAAAUAUGUUGUUGAUCCCAAAAACUGUAAUGGGUGGUACGAAUGUAAUGGUUCAAAAGAAGUUAAGCGUGGUAAUUGCCCAGACGGAAUGCAUUUCGAUCAAAAAAAUCAAAUUUGCAAUUACAGCGAUCAACUCUCCUGCAGUUCCACAUAUGAAUUUUGUGAUGUUGUACCUGCCAACAUUCCUUUCAAAGAUGAAGCCAAUUGCCAUAAAUAUUUCGAGUGUCCUGCCAAAGGAACAAAAAUUGAAACAGUGGUUUGUCCGACUGGCUUAUACUAUGUCGCAGCUCUGGGUGAGUGUAUUGCUAAAGCACAAGUCGAUUGCUAUAAACAUCCUUACCCUGAAGAAGUUUGUGGCAAUUCCAAAAUUGCUCUACGUAAUCGAUUUGUUACUGAUGAGGCCACCUGCCGUGGCUAUUUCUAUUGCAAAGAUCUUGGUGUUGGAAAACCAGAUAGCGCACCAAUCUGGGGUCAAUGCUCUGUAAGUGAAUUCUUCGAUCAAGAAGAGGAAGCAUGUAAACCUCGUGCUCAUGUAAAAUGCAGUGAGGAUCGUUGUGAUGGUCGUGGGGAUGGUCGUGCUCUUAGCGAGAGAAAAGGUUGUCAAUAUUAUUAUGAAUGUGUAAAUGAUUACACACUUAGUGAGGAAUAUUGUGGAGACAAACUUUACUUUGAUGAAGUCACCGAAACAUGUACUAGCACUCGUAAAGAAUAUUCUGCCUGCAAAAACUAAGCUAAUUUCCAAAGUCGAAUAAGUUUGAGAAAUUAAUAGAUUUUUACUGAAUCAUAUUUCUGAGAUAAUGUAUUAAUGUUUUGGUUAUUAUUAUAAUUAAAUUAUUGAAUAAUUCUAAUAAAAAACAAAAAUAGAA
Molecule: messenger RNA, 1261 nt
Organism: Teleopsis dalmanni
Lineage: Eukaryota; Metazoa; Arthropoda; Insecta; Diptera; Diopsidae
Product: peritrophin-48-like
Exons: 4
Coding region: 100-1125 (341 amino acids)
Cellular component (GO): extracellular region
Molecular function (GO): chitin binding
Source: RefSeq, a predicted model, not a curated record